Messenger RNA from Perkinsus marinus ATCC 50983, 343 nucleotides. RefSeq lists its product as hypothetical. The transcript has 5 exons. The annotation marks the transcript as partial. NCBI's taxonomy places the organism in Eukaryota, Perkinsozoa, Perkinsida, Perkinsidae. The record is from RefSeq and is a predicted model, not a curated record.
AUGUGUAGAUUGAUAGUUAAUAAUCUCCAAUCUGCUCUAGAGGAUAGUCAGAAGUCGCGACCAGUGACUGCUGAAACCUGCGUGGGUUCGAAUUCUGAUCCCGUUAUUUCGUCGGGGAAUAUAAUUAUCGAUGAUUCUGAGGAUGGUGAUGGGAAAAAGGGAAAAGGCAAAAACGGAGCGACUAAAGAGGACGCGAAGACUAUUGCCCUUCCGGAGGAUGAGCUCGCGAGGCUCGUCUCUAUUAUACAGCGACUGAGUGCACGUUUGACUGCCACACGAUUGGAGUUGGGCGAGCUGAAACGCCGCGGUUUUGCAGAAGCAGCAUCGACUCAGCGAAAAAACG